Messenger RNA from Arabis nemorensis, 2172 nucleotides. NCBI's taxonomy places the organism in Eukaryota, Viridiplantae, Streptophyta, Magnoliopsida, Brassicales, Brassicaceae. The record is from the annotation of a GenBank genome assembly.
AUGGAGUUUGGGUCUUUUCUUUUGUCCUUAGGGACAUCUGCAGUUAUCUUUGUCGUUCUCAUGUUUCUCUUCUCAUGGCUUUCUCGGAAAGAAGGAAACGUUUCGAUUUACUACCCGAAUCGGAUCCUUAAAGGUAUGGAUCCAUGGGAAGGUAGCUCCUUGACCAGAAACCCAUUUGCUUGGAUCCGUGAAGCUUUCACUACCUCUGAACAAGAUGUUGUUAACUUAUCCGGUGUCGAUACUGCCGUCUACUUUGUCUUCUUGAGCACUGUUCUUGGGAUAUUUGCUUUGUCUGGUGUUCUUCUGUUGCCGACUCUACUCCCUUUAGCUGCUACAGACCACAAUAUAAAGACCAAUGCAAGGAAUGCGACAGACACCACAAGCAAAGGAACUUUUAGCCAACUUGAUAAUCUAUCAAUGGCUAACAUCACAAAAAAGAGUUGGAGGCUAUGGGCGUUCCUAGGAGCGGUUUACUGGGUAUCUCUGGUCACAUAUUUCAUGUUGUGGAAAGCUUAUAAACAUGUUUCUACAUUGAGAGCUCAAGCUUUGAUGUCUGCUGAUGCAUUGCCCGAGCAAUUCGCUAUUCUUGUUAGGGAUAUACCUUCCCCACCCAACGGGCAGACACAGAAAGAGUUCAUUGAUUCUUUCUUCAGAGAAAUAUACCCCGAGACAUUCUACAGAUCGCUUGUCGUAACAGAAAACAGCAAGGUUAAUAAGAUAUGGGGAGAUUUAGAAGGUUACAAGAAGAAGCUUGCGCGUGCAGAAGCAAUAAAUGCAUCGACAAAUAAACGACCGACGAACAAAACUGGAUUUCUUGGGCUAGUAGGUAAACAAGUAGACAGCAUUGAGUAUUACACCGAGCUAAUCAAUGAAUCUGUAGCCAAGCUAGAAACAGAGCAGAAAGCUGUUCUUGCUGAGAAGCAGCAAACCGCAGCAGUGGUUUUCUUCACCGACCGAGUUACUGCUGCUUUAGCAGCUCAAUCUCUACACUGCCAGAUGGUCGAUAAAUGGACAGUGACUGAAGCUCCUGAGCCUCGCCAGCUCAUCUGGAAGAAUCUCAAGAUCAAGUUGUUCGGUAGAAUUAUCCGGCAAUACUUGAUCUACUUCUUAGUUGCAGUGACCAUUCUGUUUUACAUGAUCCCAAUCGUGGCCAUCUCUGCAAUCACCACUCUUAAGAAUCUCCAGAAGCUUCUUCCGUUCAUAAAGCCAGUUGUGGAUAUAACAUUCAUAAGAACCAUUUUGGAGUCUUACCUUCCUCAGAUUGCGCUCCUCGUUUUCUUGGCGAUGUUGCCUAAGUUUCUCUUGUUCCUCUCCAAAGCCGAGGGGAUUCCUUCGCAGAGCCACGCCAUCAGAGCUGCCUCGGGCAAGUACUUCUACUUCUCAGUCUUCAAUGUCUUUAUUGGUGUAACCCUUGGAGGGAGUUUGUUCGAGACAUUGAAGAUAAUCCAAAAGGAUCCUAACUCCACUGUAACCAUUUUGGCAACUAGCCUCCCUAAGAGCGCGACUUUCUUCUUGACCUACGUUGCUCUCAAGUUCUUUGUCGGUUAUGGCCUAGAGCUGUCUCGGAUCAUACCUUUGAUAAUAUUCCAUCUGAAAAAGAAGUAUCUCUGCAAAACUGAAGAUGAGGUCAAAGAAGCUUGGUACCCGGGAGACUUAAACUACGCGACUAGGGUUCCCGGAGACAUGCUCAUCCUCACAAUCACAUUCUGCUAUUCCGUAAUCGCUCCGCUAAUCCUCGUAUUCGCAGUGGUCUACUUUGGUUUAGGCUGGCUCAUCCUCAGGAAUCAGGCGUUGAAAGUGUACGUUCCAGCGUAUGAGAGUUACGGAAGGAUGUGGCCGCAUAUUCACACGCGCAUACUAGCGGCAUUGUUUCUAUUUCAAGUGGUUAUGUUCGGCUACUUGGGAAUCAAGUUAUUCGUCUGGGCAAUACUCUUGGUCCCUCUCGUCGUCAUCUCUCUCCUCUUCGGAUACGUGUGCCGCCAGAAAUUCUACGGAGGGUUCCAACAUACUGCUCUCGAGGUGGCUUCCCAUGAACUGAAGCAGAAUCCAAACCUCGAAGAGAUCUUCAAAGCAUACAUUCCGCAUAGCUUGAGCUCUCACAAAGGAGAAGAUCACCAGUUCAAAGGAGCAAUGUCUCGUUACCAAGAUUAUGCUGCAAUAUCAGCUGCUUAA